AUGUCGAACCAUGACCAAACGCAAAGCAGCAUCGACCUGACCUCUAAUGAGUCAAUUAUCAACUGGAUUAUAGGCUCCGCUACCGACCCCAAUCCACCUCCCCCACCAUCAUCAACCGCACAAGUCCGCAGUGUUCCAAGCAUUUUGCGUGAGAAACACGAGUACGACAAGUACUUUGUUCCUCAGGCUGUCUCCAUCGGUCCCUACCAUUUCGGGGAACCCAAACUCCAGUUGUUGGAGAAACGCAAGCCAGAUUUCGCUAUGAAGCUCUUUUCUAACGACAUGGAGGCCUUAGCAAGUUUGUACAUAAAGCUUGGUGAUGCAUCAAUGCUGAAAGAGUUAAGAAGCUUCUAUGAAGAAAACACAACAUCAACGUAUUCGGAUAAGGUAUUCACUCGGAUGAUGUUGCUAGAUUCUUGUUUUAUCUUGUAUUUCAUAAGUUCGGUUUUUAAUGAAAACUCUUUUAAUUUUCGGGAGAUAAAAUCCGACCAGAUCUUCUUGGUCAGUGAAGAUUUAUUCAUGUUCGAAAACCAAAUUCCUUAUAAACUCCUAAGUUUGGUGACGAGUUUGGCGAAACUACAAGUAAAAAAAGAGAUCCUUUGGCACAUCCGUCGUGCGAGUAUGUUGGGAUCUUUGAAGCCGAAAAGAAACUCUGAGUUAUUCGAAAAUGAACCGGAUCAUCUUCUCCAUCUUCUACAUCGCAAUCAUACACCUGAUAAAAAUGUAAGGGUUCCCAUGAAUGAAUCGGAUAAAAAAUACAAGUACCAAGGGAGUAACUUCCCGAAUGUUAACCAGCUUUUGGAUGUAGGGAUUCGUUUCAGGCCAUGUGACCCUAUUUCCUUAGAGAAUGUUGCCUUCUCUAGAGGCUGGUACUGUGAGUUUUCAGCGGCUGUACGACUCCCUCCAGUAGCCGUGGAUUAUUCCACCAAGCUUGUUUUGUUAAACUUGAUAGCGUAUGAAAUGCGCACAGUUGAUAGUAAUGCGCCGUUUAUGGGCUACGUGUGUCUUCUUCAGUUAAUGAUUAUUAACCAUGAGGACGUUAAGGUUCUUAGAGAUGCUGGGGUGCUUGAAAGCUACUUGGGGACUGAUAACGAUGUCGUGGAUCUCUUCAAUGAAGUAGCCAGUGAUUUAGUUCCACACAAUCCAGAUUAUAGUUCAGUUAAGGAAAUGAUACAACGACAUCAUGAAAAUUGGAGUAACACACCUAUUUCGUUAGUUAUGCACGAAUAUCGCAAGAGCCCGUGGAAGUUUAUUUCACUGCUUGGAGCUUUAAUAGCUCUUUUUCUUACUGGUGUUCAAACUUAUUUCACUGUCUGGAGUCUCAAAUGA
Helianthus annuus (common sunflower) is the source of this 1329-nucleotide messenger RNA. RefSeq names its product UPF0481 protein At3g47200. Bases 1 to 1329 code for a protein of 442 amino acids. NCBI's taxonomy places the organism in Eukaryota, Viridiplantae, Streptophyta, Magnoliopsida, Asterales, Asteraceae. The record is from RefSeq and is a predicted model, not a curated record. The transcript has a single exon.